Mesocestoides corti is the source of this 672-nucleotide messenger RNA. The record is from the annotation of a GenBank genome assembly. NCBI's taxonomy places the organism in Eukaryota, Metazoa, Platyhelminthes, Cestoda, Cyclophyllidea, Mesocestoididae.
AUGGCCAUCUACACUCACGGCGAAGUGACUAAGACCUUCGGUAUCAACCUCUACUACGGGAUGUACAUCGUGCUAUUUGCCAGUCUCUGCACAAUCUGGACGGCUUUUCUUGGUCUGUGUGGAAUGUCUACAAAAAAUCGCUUUUUCGUCCUCCUGCUUGUCGGCGGUUCGAUCCUACUGAUACUCAUUCUCCUUGCUGGACUUCUUCUCGUUCUGGCUUUUCCUUACUCGUCCGCAGACUUCGUGAAGGGAGUGAUGCUGCGUAAUUUGAAGGAGAGCUACGGGUCCUUUGCAUUGACGACUACAGCUUGGGACUACCUUCAAAGCUAUCUCCUGUGUUGUGCAGUCGAAGACAAUGGUUGGAGUGCCUGGAAGGAGUCCGAGUGGUUCAUGGAUGAAAACGCUCUGCUCCUCGAUGAUACCAAGACGAUUCCUGAAUCCAAUCCUGCUUUUCGAAUGGUCCCCAAAACCUGCUGCUACAGGAAACUUGACUAUCUGACCCGCCAGUUGACUGACGAGUAUGAAGAUCUCGCGAGGUGCCAAAACUGGCAGUAUGGGCCACCCAAAUUCGGAGAUGGCGCCCACAAUGACGCGCUUUACUACCGAGUACGAGUUACCCUACGUGAACGUUACACACUACCACUGCCCAUUAUAACCACGUAUCCUGUUUAG